Molecule: messenger RNA, 3815 nt
Organism: Psylliodes chrysocephalus
Lineage: Eukaryota; Metazoa; Arthropoda; Insecta; Coleoptera; Chrysomelidae
Source: the annotation of a GenBank genome assembly
UGGACCCCAAGUGGGUUAAGCCUAAUCUGAAGAAUAGCGAGCGCACGCGACUGGCAGCGCCAGCGGGCAGCGUCCUCCAACAUCUCCUCGACCGCGUUGCGCGAGGCCGCGCAAAAUCAAUACCGCGACGCCCCUCGGAGAACGUCGCGGCGCAUCGACUCCCGGUCAACGUAGGCCGUGCAUGUGCUUUCGACAUUCGUGGAAUGAAGAGCUGGAGUCAGUGUGUCGCCGCCGCCGAGUUAAACAGACGUCGCCAGCUUCGCCACAGAGUGACCGCUUCCUCGUGGCCGGCCGUGCCGUAACAAGCGAUGCUCCGGGACCAUGACGCCGCCUCCAACGGUCGAGAACGACUUGGAGGAGAUCGGAGAGUGGCUGGAGAAGAACCCGGAUGCCUUGGAGAGGUGGUUGAAAGACCAUGCCUCUCAAGAUCUGAAACAAAGGGUCCAGAAAGCUUUGUUACCGGAAAAAGGGCACAUAGCCAAGAACUCGAAUAUUUCAUCUGAUAUUUUUCAACUCUGGUUGGCCGCCUCUCCUGCAAACAAUAAUCAACAUUUGCAAAAUGUCCGUCCUGAGCAAGACUAUGAAUCUUUGGAGGAAUCUGAAUUAUUCAUGGAACUCAUCCGUGAUGUAGCUAAUGAAUUAGACAUUGACGUACUCUGCUACAAAAUUCUAAAAAACGUCAGUAUCCUCACCCAUGCCGACAGAGGCUCCCUCUUUCUGGCACGAACAAAUGGAGAAGAAAAGUACCUGUUAGCUAAAUUAUUCGAUGUUAGACACGAUUCCUCCUUCGAAGAAGCCAUCAAACUGUCACGGUCCGAAGAGUUGAAAAUUCCUUUCGGCAUCGGAAUAGCUGGAGCCGUUGCUCAAACGAAAAAACUUAUCAACAUAAAAGAGGCUUAUAAGGAUCCUCGGUUUAACAACGAAGUGGAUCUUCGAACAGGCUACAGAACGAAUCUCAUUCUCUGUAUGCCAAUAUGUAACUACGAAGGCGACGUCAUCGGAGUUGCCCAGAUUAUCAACAAAACGAACGAAUCUCAGGAGUUUACGCCGCAAGAUGUGGAAGUAUUUCAGCGAUAUUUAACUUUCUGCGGUAUCGGCAUUCAAAACGCACAACUCUUUGAAGUUUCUGUGUUGGAGUAUAAACGAAAUCAGAUUUUGCUAAACUUGGCGCGAAGUAUUUUCGAGGAGCAGAGCAACCUCGAGUGUCUCGUCACGAAAAUAAUGAGAGAAGCUCAAGAUUUGUUGAAAUGUGAACGAUGUGCUGUCUAUUUACUGGACUUGGAUUGCUGCGAAGCGAGUCACUUGGAGCGCAUCCUAGAAAGGCCAGGGAAGUCCCAGGAACGAUAUGCUCCUUUGACUCGAGUUGAAAGCGGCAACUUGACAGCGGAAGACAUGCGAGAAAACGGAUUACGGAAACCGAGCGUAUUUACUACCGUGUUUGAACUGAGAGAAUGCGGAACGCAGACUCUGGUUUCUAGUAACUAUACAUCUGCAGUAGCUUCUUCAUUUGAAUUAACAAACAAAAUUAGUAGACCAUCUUCAUAUGAUUUGGCGACGUCAACGCUGGCACAGAUAGCAGGCUAUGCGGCCUCAACUGGUCAAAUUUUAAACGUUGGUGAUGUCAGAUCAUGGUUGAAGGAGCAACAUAACGAAGGAGAUGCAGAAACCGCUAGAACUAUUCUUUGUAUGCCUAUUAUUAAUGGAAAACGAACUUUAAUAGGCGUCGCUCAACUAAUCAACAAAGAAAACAACGCUCCGUUUACAGAAUGCGACGUUUCCUUAUUUGAAGCAUUUGCCAUCUUUUGCGGUUUGGGUAUUCACAACACCCAAAUGUACGAGAAUGCCUGCAAGCUGAUGGCCAAGCAAAAAGUAGCUUUGGAAUGUCUGUCAUAUCACGCUACAGCCAGCAACGAAGCGACCGAAAAGUUGGUUCAGGAAGAUAUUCCAUCUGCGGGUUGCUUCAACUUGUACAGUUUUACUUUUAUUGAUUUCGAAUUGUCUGAUGAUGACACUUGUAAAGCUACUCUUAGGAUGUUCUUGGAGUGUAAUUUGGUGCAACAGUUUCAUAUACCGUAUGAGGUCCUGUGUCGAUGGAUAUUGAGUGUGAAGAAAAACUACAGACCUGUUAAAUAUCACAAUUGGAGGCACGCACUCAAUGUCGCUCAAACGAUGUUUGCCAUGUUUAAAACCGGAAAAAUGGAAAGGUUUAUGAGCGAUCUAGAGAUCCUGGGCCUUAUAGUAGCUUGUCUGUGUCAUGAUUUGGACCACCGAGGGACUAAUAAUGCUUUUCAAAUGAAGACAGACUCACCUUUGGCCGUUUUGUACUCUACAAGCACCAUGGAGCAUCAUCAUUUCGAUCAGUGCGUUAUGAUCCUCAAUACCGACAGCAAUAAUAUUUUUCAAGCGUUAAAUCCUGAUGAUUACCGUAAAGUAAUGAGAAUAGUAGAGACUGCAAUUUUGUCGACUGAUUUGGCUAUGUAUUUCAAAAAAAAGAACAAAUUCCUAGAGCUUAUCGACAAUGGAGAGUUUGACUGGCAAAGUGAUGACAAAAAAGAAUUACUAUCAGGCAUGAUGAUGACAGCGUGUGACGUCAGUGCCAUAGCAAAACCAUGGGAUGUGCAACACAGGGUAGCCAAAUUAGUCGCAGACGAAUUUUUUGACCAAGGAGAUUUAGAAAAACUGCAGCUAAAGGAACAGCCGAUAGCACAAAUGGAUAGAGAACGAAAAGACGAGCUUCCUCAAAUGCAAGUUGGUUUCAUCGAUGUUAUCUGCCUUCCACUCUACAGAGUGCUAUCGGAAACUUUUCCAUGGAUGAAACCAUUAUACCAAGGAACACUCGAAAAUCGCCAGCACUGGCAAGAUUUAGCGGAAAAGGUUGAAAUGGGUUUAACAUGGAUAGACCACGAUACGAUCGAUAAACCCGUUGAAGCUUUUACAGAUCCCGAAGAGACCAAAGAUAUCGAGCUAACUGUCCAAACCCUCCAUACAGUGACGUCUUCUGCUCCAAUAGAAAUCAAAAAGAGGCACAAGCACAAAUUCUGUUGCAUAUUGUGACGAAAAGUGACAACAAUAGUAAACGUGUAGAGAGUUAUUUUGUAAAUUUAGAUCAAAAAUCAAUAAGAAUGCUCAUACUUCACAUUCCUUCAUAUAUAUUCUCGAUAGAUAUUUUAUAUAAAAAAUAUAACUGGAUAGAUAGAGGGUCAGAUAUUGAGCCUCCUUGUGUGCAAAUACAUUUUUCUUUAAAAUGAGUGAUUCUUUAUAGAAAGGUAUUUAAAUCAGAAAAAAGUUUAUCUAGCUUUAUGGAACCACUUUUUAUUUUCAAUUUAAAUAACUUUUGGUAAGAUUUAUUUAUGCGAUUGUGUUUUUUACAUUAUCAAUUAAAAAAAAUAUAAUAUGUCCCUAAUAUACAUUUAUUUUAAUUAAAAUUGAGUAUAAUUAUAACGUAAUAUGUAAUUUAUAAGAUGUUAUUUAAAAUGUUUUGUGUUAAAAAAAUGUUUGUAGGAGGAUUUGCAUUAAUAUGUGGCCCAUUGUCUCAUUGGUGAUGUUGUAAAAUGUAAUUAAAAGACAUUUUGUAACUUGAUAUUUGUAAACCAAAGUGUAUAUAGGAAUUUUAUUUAAAUAUUAGGAUAAUCUAAAAACUUUCUAUUCCUUUAUCUAUCUAUUUUCUAAUUUCCUUCCUAAAAGACUUUCUAAGCUAGUAUUUACGUUGAAAAAUCUGAAUACAAAAAGAUCUCAUUACUAAUUUUUUGUAAACUUUUAAAUAAAGAACUGUAACUCGAGUAAAAUUGUCUUAUUGGACCUCAAAUCAAUUUAAG